Messenger RNA from Colletotrichum navitas, 372 nucleotides. RefSeq lists its product as uncharacterized. NCBI's taxonomy places the organism in Eukaryota, Fungi, Ascomycota, Sordariomycetes, Glomerellales, Glomerellaceae. The transcript has 2 exons. The record is from RefSeq and is a predicted model, not a curated record. The coding region runs from base 1 to 372 and encodes 123 amino acids.
AUGGCUUUUGAGUGCCCCCGCCCCCAAGCGCUUGACAGGCCCGUCAAUGUGUCCCGACCCGACCCCGCCGCGAUCCGCCGGGCACGUCACCCUCAGCAGGACGAGGACCAUCGAGACGCGGGUUUCGGGCACGGCGGAGCGGAGCGGAGCGCCGAGACGGGAGGAGGGGCGCGCGGAUAUACCAGCACGGGCCGCGGGCAGCGACGGGACCGGGCGGGCGACGGAGUCAUGGACCCUCUCUUGGUCGUCGCCGCCGUGGUCUCCGCUGUCGUCGUUCUUGCUGCUUGCGGGGUUGGAGCGGCAUUUCAAGUUCGGAAGGAGAUUCGGCGACUGGCUGAAGAGGAUAAGAAGGUGAUGCAGAUGGUUUCUUAA